Wyeomyia smithii (pitcher-plant mosquito) is the source of this 2736-nucleotide messenger RNA. Its product is annotated as Na(+)/H(+) exchange regulatory cofactor NHE-RF1. Gene Ontology annotation, molecular function: protein binding; protein-membrane adaptor activity. The record is from RefSeq and is a predicted model, not a curated record. Gene Ontology annotation, cellular component: apical plasma membrane. Gene Ontology annotation, biological process: protein localization to plasma membrane. Lineage: Eukaryota; Metazoa; Arthropoda; Insecta; Diptera; Culicidae. Bases 610 to 1491 code for a protein of 293 amino acids. The transcript is spliced from 2 exons.
UGUGGACGUUAGUGUUGAAUGGACAGGUAACCGGUGUACUCGUAAUAUUGGGGAGAUCUUGAUCGUGUGUCGCGUCGAUCAUUCUGAACUGACCGGAUUUUUUUUGGUACAGAGAAAAAAACGACAAACAAGAAAGCAAAGGGAGAAAAAAACAUCCUCUAGCCCUCGGUAGUUCUUCUUAGUGCGUUCUUGUGCUUCUUGGUGCUUUAAUUAUAAUACGCAGUACGACAGUGUGCGUGAGUGAAUACAGUGUCCAGGAAAGGUGAUCUACGGACUCCAGCAAACUUAAUCAAAUUGUGAUUGCCCUUGGUUUCUUUUGCAUGCUCGCAUAGAGAAAGAGAACCAGCAAAUUGAAUAGUUAAGACCUGGGGACUCUGGUGGAUAUUAUUGCUUAAAAAUUGAUGCAUCUUUCAUCGUCCAGGCUUGAUUGGAGUCUGUUUUCAAAUUAAGUGAUCUGCAGUGCGCUCCCGCAGCACUGGCUCAGAAAUCACCCCGGGCUGGAAACCAGCGGUAGUAUCGACUAGCAGCAGUUGCUGAUAAGACGUAGUUGCAAGUGUUUCGAAGGUGCGCGCGCAACGCUCCAAAGCGCAGCAAAAGGAAGAAAAAAAAAUGUCCCACAAGACGAGUUCGGCCUCUAAUGGCAGUGGUGGUGGUGGUAACGUCACCAAAUAUGAAGCCCGUCUCUGUCAGGUCGUGAAACGACCAGACUUCGAUGGAUACGGAUUUAAUCUGCACGCUGAGAAGGGUCGUCCCGGACAGUACAUCGGCAAAGUGGACGACGGGUCCCCGGCGGAGGCUGCCGGACUUCGUCAAGGUGACCGAAUCAUCGAGGUCAACGGAACGAACAUCACCAACGAGACGCACAAGAAGGUGGUAGAGUUGAUAAAGGCAAUCCCAAACGAGACAAAACUGCUGGUGAUUGACCCGCGGGCGGAUGGAAACGAGUUGAAGGCGGCAGCCGCAGCUGCCAAAGCCAAGAACGGAGCAGUGGAUGUGAAUGAUAACAGCAAACAAAUGGAAAAAAUGGCCAACCGAAAAGAUAGCCUGAACGAAAAAUCCACCGCGGAAUCCAAUCAGAAUAAGCAUGACGUCAACGGCAGUAGCGGUGCCAAAGAAGACGCCAAUAACAAGAAAAAUUCCAGCGCAAACAACAACGUCGACACGAGUGCUAAUAAAAUGAUGAUGACAAAUGGCGAUACGAAGAAGCAGCAGCAGCCUGUGGAGAAGAUUAUCGAGGAUACCAAAGCCUUGUCAAUGUCGACGGCGAAGGUUGCGGAAACGAACGGCAAAUCGAUGGCAAGUACGAACGGAAGUAAUGGAACUAGCGACGCCGCCGUCGCCACCCCCACCGUCACCAAGGAUGUUCCCAAGCUGAACCUCAAUAUGACCGCAGCCGAGCUACGUGCCCAGCUGGCGGCCCGGAAGAAGUACGACCCAAAGAACGACGUAUGUGACUUGCGCAAAAAGUACGAAAUUAUUCAAAAAAUGUGAUAAGUUGCUUGCUUUGGUAUGAUAAGCGCGUGCGCACAGACGUUAAAGAUAUAGAACUCAAAGGAUACGACUUCACCUUGUUCGGUUAGUGACUUAAUGAUUAGACUUCCUUUCUCCCACUGAAGCAAGAUUCAGUAUUCAAGUAAUCAUCCCCUAUUAUACUGAAACGUGUAGGUGUGCUGUGAUAGAAACGGCACCAGAAAACCUUUGUACAGAUAUAAGCUAGAAAAUAAUAAAAAAAAAGUCUGCGCACCAGCUCUUAACACUCCUGCUUUUCAACGGAAGCUGUGAUAAAGCAGCGGGACGACGGCUGUCGAACAGUGAAGCAGAAACGAACAGCAUUCUAUUUGUCAUCGACCCUAACUUUCACGGUCGCCAUUUAGAUGGAGUAAAAGUUGAGUGGCUGUUUCAAUCAAUCAAACGUCAUGCUAUGUAAGCAUUCAUAAAUCCUAUCCAUAUCUCGAAAAAUUAUAUCUACGCAAACGGGUGUGUAUGUGCUUGUUGUUCAGUCGAAAGAAAAAGUGUUCUAAAAUCGUACAUCGCAACUGCGAAACCAACUGAUAAGACGUGUCGCGACCGCGGCCAAGAUGAAAGUUCACAAUUGUAAAGUGCGGGUGGAACGUAAACAUACAUAACAUGCCAAACACAUUUUCGGUGUCGCAAAACAAACAACUGAAAAACAUAACGGCAGCAGCAAAUUAAUUGGCAUUUGCGUCGCGAUCAGAAUCGAUCGAUGAUUUUUCUUGCGGGUCGGCGUAGAAUUGCACAUGCAUGCGGCUUUCAGCGCUCGACAUCAUAAUAAUAUUCCAUCCAGCCUUACUGUCAACAACUGUGCACACCCGAUCCGGUACGGAUGAUGGCUUGUUCCAAUUAGGGAAGUGUUGAUAAUUGUGUGUGAUGUGUUGCUCGAAGCGGAUGCGAAACGAUCGCGGUUUGUAGGAUGAUUAAUACUUAGUAGAAGAAAAAAACUGCAAAACAAUUUGCACCAUUACGGUCGCAGCAAGAAGUGAUGGGAUGUGAAGCGAAACCAUGCGCGCAAGAAAGAUAGAAGACUACAAUGUGCCAAAAUUUACAGAAAAACAUGAAAUCAUAUCACAUUCGGGGGGGGAUUGUUGUUUUAAAUAAAGGAGAGAAGAAAAAAACGGAAAUUAUGGUGAAAUUUGCUGAAAGUUACGUAAAAUGAAUGCAACACUGAUAUGUAUUACACAUGAUUAAUAAAAUAUUAUAUUUAUAGUGUACACGAAA